This is a messenger RNA of Venturia canescens, 11680 nucleotides long. RefSeq names its product AF4/FMR2 family member lilli-like. The transcript has 11 exons. Bases 365 to 8305 code for a protein of 2646 amino acids. NCBI's taxonomy places the organism in Eukaryota, Metazoa, Arthropoda, Insecta, Hymenoptera, Ichneumonidae. Gene Ontology annotation, biological process: positive regulation of transcription by RNA polymerase II. The record is from RefSeq and is a predicted model, not a curated record. Gene Ontology annotation, cellular component: histone methyltransferase complex; transcription regulator complex; nucleus.
CUUGUUAUUGUUCAUGGCGUUUUAUGACUUGUCCCUUUAUAUUGACGAAUAAUGUCGUGUAUUUUGGUGAUUUAUACGGCCCGCCGUGUCGACAAAGUGGAGUAAGCCUCGAGCUGUGUGUUUUAGGUUAAGACAAGUGUCGGAGUGUCGUGUGUUCGGUGAAAUUCAAACUCGAAGAAUCGUUCACCAAGUUGGAAAGAAAUGGGCGUACAGGGUAACUGAGGACGUGCCACUAACCCGGAGUGGAGUUUGGGGCUGUCGGUUUGGAGGCACAGAACAGACGUCUCAUCGACCAAGAAUAAGCACGCUGAUCUCUGACGAGUCCCCAGGCUCCCCGGGUAGUUAUGUGAUUAAUGAGAUUGUCAUGGCGGCGGAUAGCGACGGUGAUUUGAUAGAGACGGUGGUAACGUGCGAAGGUGAUCUCGGGGAUCCAGAAUUUCCUCACAAGUUCAAGGUCAUUGUUGAUCGUCUUAAAUAUUUACUUUCAAAAGAGAAAGGUGAAACUCUGCGAGUUAAUAAAGUGGAGCCAUGGAACUCUGUGAGAGUUACAUUUUCAAUUCCAAGAGAGGCAGCUCUGCGCCUCAGAGAACUAGCCGCCCAAGGAUCAUCUACACUGACUCAGCUUGGUAUAUUGUCGGUGCAGGUAGAAGGAGAUCAGGUGAUAUCGCUGAGGAUAGCAAGCCAAUUUGGCGGAGAGGGGCAGGAAAUAGUUUUGCGUUCGGGAGGAAGCGGAGUCGAUGGAGUAGGAGCAGGCGGAGGACAAGACGGAGCAACGAGUAGAUCGCAGGAGGAUACAGUGAGCCACGGAGCGACUGAGAACGUUGGUGAGAAUGAAACAAGUGCCUUGGCAGGGCCAAGUAACGGAACAAAUAUUUCGGCAGUCAUGGGCAGCGUUGCUCAACUUAUAGCAGCUGGUACCUCAACGGAAAAGAGUCCACAAUUCCGUUCGCCAAACGUGGUAGCUCCAACCGAUUGUGAACCGAUACCAGCGUUCAUCACCAAGUCCGGACAAACUUCAUCGAGUAAUAGCGGGGUUGUAAACAUAACUGGAAAUCAAACGGUCACGAAUAGUACGACCGCAUCACCGCGUAGCAAUUACAACGGUCCAUUCCCGUUUGCCAGUAUGACCCACGCUGCGCAAGCAAUUCAUAAUCGCGAGUCACAAUCCACUACAAUUAAGAACCCUGUGCAAUUCAAGCACAAACAACCGCCUCCACCUUAUCCAACGGUUCAGCAGCAGCAGCAGCAGCAGCAACAGGAAAAUUCAAAAUCGUCAACAACUCCGAUGACGGCGGGUCAGACUACCGUUCAUCCGUUAAUCGCGUAUAAAUCGUCAGCUACCGUGACGAGUUCGAGUUGCUCAGGUUCGACUUCGUCGUCGACGUCCGCACCCUCUGUAGCAUCGCCGGGGCACAACGUGACCACUCUAGGAACGGGCAAUCAGGUCGCUCUCUCAAGUCCGCUAUUGGUGAAUCUCUUGCAAAACGAUGGUAAUUCCCAUCCGAAUAACGUCGGAAUAGCUGGUCACAAAAUGCCACCACCAGCGGUUGUCGAAGUCGCUGGAAAUGCGAGUCGUGCAAGACCGACGAAGAAACCUGUGCGAAGGAAAGAAUUGUCGAGAUCGCCGAGUCUAGAAUCUCCGCCGAAUUUAGACUCUCUCAGAACCGAGGACCUCAUAGGUGGUAGCUCUUUGAUACUAUCAAGUCUGGGCCAGAGCUCCUCUGGCCCAUCAGCGUUCGUCACCGUUAAUGCAAAUAAUCCCUCGACUCUGCCUCCUGCAAUGUCACAAACGAGCGGUAUUCUCAGCUCGGUAGCUCCUGGGGGCGUGACGCCCGAUCAGGUCAGCUCCGUUCUCGGGCAACCGACUCAACAACACUCCACAGCGGGGUUACACGCCCAAGUACAAAUAUCUCAAAAGUUUCCGAUCCGGCAGGAAGCCACGUACAAAUCGAAUCAACAAAAUCAGAUGCAAAACAUAAUUGCGGUAUCUCGCCUUCCGGUCAACGGUCAACCGAUCAGCCGAGCUCCCACACAACAUCAACAACGCUCCAUGCUCCAACAACAGCAACAAAUCGGAGUGUCCCAGCAACCUCCUCCAUUGCAAAAUGCUUCGAAUCAGCAUCAAAUGAUGCAACAACAAUUGCUUCACCAACAACAACAACAACAACAACAACAACAACAUUCGGGCAUUGGAAUUAACAUCGCUCAACAACGAUUGGGAUAUUUGAACAACCAACGUCAGCAAACCCCUCCACCUUACACUAGAACGGUAAAUUCGCAGCAGGUUCCGCAGCAACAUCCGGUCAACACAGCAUCACAGCAGCAGCAGCAGCAACAGCAACAACAAUCGAGUCAGGGGUUGAACAUGCAACAACAAUUACAUCACAAUCAAGUGAAAAAUGUGAACGUUAAUACAAGCGCGAGUACUGAUUUUCGUUAUGGUCAGAGUCAAAAUAUAUUGAGUAGAAAUUAUCCGGUAGUGGGAACUGCAGGGGCGAACGGUACCACCUGGAGCAUGCAAAACAUUAGUACAAUUUCGUCGAGCGGCCAGAUUACAAGCCAGCGUUCGACGGUCGGGAGCAACGUGACGGCGGCUUCCAGUGCCUUUCCUCCGAGCAACAAUAAUAAUGGCAAUAAUUGCCGUGUGUCGAAUCAUGCGUUGACGACGUGCGGUGCAGGGGCUUCGGGUACAACCGUUGCCAAAUUCGCCGAUAGAGCAUCGAGCCUCAAAAAGACAGACGACGAGGAUGAGGAUGACACGGAGGAGGAAGAUGAGGAGGAAGAAGCUGAGGAAGACGAGGACGAAGAGGAGGAAGAAGAAGAGGAAGAACCAGCGGAAGAUGACGAGGGAGGUAACGGUAGCGGGCGAAAAAACGAGACGGAGCCAGAGUAUACUUCGUCAGGAAAAAUAAGACAAUUUCUUAUAAAUCCAUUGACCGGUCAUCUCGAGCCCAUGCCCAGCGACAGUUCAGAAUCCGAACCUGAGAGUGCAGUUGAUAAUCAGGACGAUUUCUUUUCUUUCCCAUCGCCCUCGAACGAUCGAUCAAAUUCUAUAUUCUCGGACGACGAUGCGGACAGCAAUUUUUCACGAAGAAAUGAUACUACGACCAAUACCGAUCAGUCCGAUUCGGAAACGACGACAGUCAAGUCGACCGCAAGCGAGGGCAGCCUCAAACACGGGAAUCGAAUAAAAACAGGACGUGAAAACGCCAACAGUCCUGCGAUAACUGGCGAGAAGAUAAAGCUUCGUUUAAAAUUGGAGAAGUCCGAGCCCGUGACACCAGCGUACAAGGUGGAUGUGUCUUUCGUCAAUGCGCCGACGCCGAGGAAAGCAGAUAAAUCCGUCACCGGUGGAAAGGUUUUUAGUGCCGGUUCGAUUAAUUCUUCAAGUGCAGCGUGUGAAGAGCCCAGAGUCCCUCCCUUGCACAUUUCUCUGAGAGGACGCAACGCUUCGGUUGUACAAAUACGGAAGAAGGAAAAGAAAUCUCUACGAGAUACGGAUGCGGAUUCGUUGAGUCUGAAAAGACGUGGAAAAUUGAAGAAAAUGAAGGAUGCUACCGACGGGGGUAAGCUCCUGCAGAAAAAGACGUUGGGAAUGAUGCUCGGAAGCGCUGUUGCCGCCGCGUCAACUUCCGGAUCCUCCGUCGCGUCAUCCGGAUCCACAUCGACACUCGUAGCCGCCGCUACGACUUCGAAAUUAGCCCUCUCAAAUGCGACAGUAGCGAAUAGCGCAACGAGCGUUGUCGUUAUCGCUAAAAUGAACAACGCCCUUCAAAACGUUGUGACCAAAUCGAAUGCCUUACAGAAGCAGGACGCUAGCCUAGACUCGUCUAGAUUACAAUGCGCAAUCACCAAAGUGAGCACCUCCAGCAAGGGUAACGAUCUUGACGAUAUUCCUCUUAACAGCAGGAUACCGUCGCCGCUCAAACACAAAUCGUCGAUCGUAAAUCCAGCCGGCCAGCAGCAGCCGCAACAACAGCAACAACAACAGCAGCAACAUCAUCACCAACAUCAUCACCAUCAUCAUCAUCAUCAGCAACAACAGCAACUGCAACAGCAACUGCAACAGCAAACUUCGACGAAGGUUCACGUCGAUAGCGAAGCUCUGAAUCACACGAACGAGCAUAAAAUUGGCGGAGGCAAAACUAAGAGAAGAGAUUCUAAAAAGAAAUCAGAGUCCGGAGAGGGACUUCAUCGGGAGCAAAAUCUUUUAUCCGGUGGAAGAAUUCUCGAUAAUCAAACAAAGUGGCGAAAACUCGGAUACAGGGGGGAUGUUGGGGCGAUCGUUAAAAAGACUGAUUCUCAUACGAGUGGUAACGAUUCGAGCGCAAUGAGAAAAGUCGGCGAAAUAAGAAGAACGAGCGACGGUGACGCGACCGGAGGUCGCUCAGGAAUCGAGAAAGCGUUGAAUAUCGUUUCGACGCGCUCGAUUGAGGUUAACGGUAUGCGGAAGGAUCUGAUUAGUCAAGAGAAGAGAAGACGAUUGAGUUUGAUGGAUGAAAAGGACCUCCAUCAAGCAGCGGCAGCAGCAUCGGCAUCAGCAGAAUCUCAAAACGCUGCUGAAUCGUCGCGGCAUCAAAACCGAAGACUCGUUAUGGAAUCUGGCGGGCAAAAUGUGAUGGUAACAUCAAAAUCGAGCGGAAAAACAUGUCUCGAGAGCGAGAUUUCGGUUUCGAAAACUCCUGUGGGCAAUGUAUCGGCGCAACAAGCGAAACAAACGUCGUCACAGCAGGUCGAAUCCGGACCAAACAAUUCGCAGCAGCCGAUCGGAAGCAAACUUACGCCGAUGAGAUCGAAGCUCGAGCACGAAGCAGUGAAACUCGGUUCGUCGGGCGCCGCAACAAGUAUCAAAAGUCAAGUACCAGGUCAAAAGUUACAAAAUCACGCGGUUGGAAAGAGCAACGAUUCUCAAAACAAUCCAGUUGGGCAUAUAAACAGGCACAAACCGACGACCGAACAGCAGCAUUACGGAGCCAAGAGAUUGACGCAAAAUCACACCGUCAAGGAAACCGAUCGCGAAAGACAAGUUUUGGUUGACAAGAGCAAAAUGGAAAUUUUGCACCAACGAGUCAGCCUGUUGAAGAGCCCGAUGAAUUCGACAACGAUUUGCAAUGUUUCCGUGUCGGAAAAAUCGACGCCACGGCAGCCGCCACCCUCGAGCCUCGAGUCGACUCUGUCAAUUGGCAAACCGGCAAUGUUGAUCAGCAUCGAAACUCGCCAGGUCUUAGAGACCACCCCGACGAAUAACAAAAAUCCGAUAACCGACAAUUCAACGAUAGCCGAACCGAGCGUUGCCCCAACAACGGGAAGUAGCGCUGUUUUGAGUCCCUCCGCGACGUCGAUUACGUCAGCGGUGGUGAUCGCUCCGCGAGUCGUUACAACACCAACGCCCACGACCGUUGGUGAAACAAAUUUAAAUGAUCAACCUGUCGUUGGAAUCGCUCAAGUUACGGAUACCAAUCCCGAGAGAGUUGUCGGCGGUGGCGGUGGAGGCGGAAACGGUGGCGGUGAAGAUUCCGGAAUCGAAUCGAUGGAUGCCCUCUCAGAAAAGUCACCGAACCAGGGUGAAUCACCUCUGCACAGGCCACAAGCUACCGUCGAAAGUACCGGACUUUCUCAGCAACAACAGCUUCAGCCGCAGCUGCAGCAACAAGAAAAACGCAACCACACCAACGACGCAAUAAACACCGACGCGAAGGCCGUUGUUGUCGAACCGAGUGAAUCGCCCAAUUAUCCCCAAUCCACCAAUAAGAACGUGCCUUCCUCGACUAGCAGUAGUAGUGAUAUGUGUUCAAAUUCGCGUACGGAACUUUUCAAGUCCGGCGAUGAUAAGAGACUAAAUCCCGUAUCAGUGGGUAAUUAUCUCAAUAAUCAUUUGAAUGAUCAAAUGAAAGUAGAAUGUGAAAAAUCGUUUCAUUGUACGGACGUUAACUCCGAGAGCUUGUUAGUGCUCGAAGUGAAGUCUGAAACGACGACCGCGGCGACGACGACGAUAACGACGACGACGACGGCGACGGCGACGGCGACGGCAGCGGCAGCGGCAGCAACGACGACGGUGGCGGAAACAACGACGACGACGACGACGACGACGAUAGCGGCUGCAACGUCGGCGUCGGUUACGACGACGGCGACAACGACGACAACGUUCACCGCUGAGAAAAGUGAUGAAAUCGUCGCCAAAACAUUGAGCGUGAAUGCGAUCGCUCAAGUGACAACAGAAGCGAGUCGCCGUGUUCCCCCCAUUCAUUGUGAUAAUACGUUGUUACAGUGCGAAAAUUCGCAAUCCAUAGACUUACCGGUGAUAAAGAAUUGUGCAAGUGUCAGCGAGAUACUCGGAGAGACUAUAUUCAAGGACGUGGAAAUUGAGAACGAUAAAAAAACGUUGAAUAAAGAGCGAGAGGUUAAAAAAGAAACGGAGAAAUGCUGGGGCGAGGAGAAAAGAGCGGAGGAGAAACAUGAGAGUGUCGUUGUCGAGACGAACGAUUCCCAUGAAAAUCGUGAUAAGAGCAACAGCGAAAGAUCCGUGAGCGUCGUUGAAAAUCAUGAGACUGAUGAGACCAUGACCGCUACGACGACGGCAGUAAAAGAGAAAAAUGCAAGUGUUCCUGUGAUCGUUAACGAGGAAAUGGCGAUAUCUGAUAACAAAAGCUCAACAGCCGUUUCCGCGAAGGAGCAGAAAAAUUUGCCCUCGUCGGAAGAGAAGACGGACGAAAGCGGUCCGGUCGUCGAGGUGACAGAUCGGGUUAGCACAGAUGCGUUACCGUUGACGGAAGUUCAAGUACCGGAAAAGAAGAAAGAGGAAAAGGAAAGUUUGUUGGGAAAUGAAUCAACCGAAAAGUGCGACUCGAGCCAACAAGCUCCGCAGGAACGAAUGAGAACGAGCAGUCCUCCGAGUGGCCCGAGUCUCGUAGAAGCCGUGACAAAAAAAGUAGGAGUCGCCGAGUCUUACGAAACGAGUAUAAAAUCGCCUCGAAUGAUCGCGACAGAUCCUCAACCUAUAAGAAUAACGCCACCUUUGUACACGUACUCGAAUCCCGUGGUGUUACAACGGGAAGACACGCCGAGUCCGGCGCAUCAAAAUCCGGAAAUAGAGUCGAGCAGCGAAGCCGAUAACGCGAAACGUAAACGUCGAAGAAAGCAAGAACUCGAGGGACGUCAGGACGUUAUAUGCAUCGAGGACAACGAAGACGGGGCUCAUUUUGUCGAAAGAAUCGCGACGAACAAUAGCGAGGAUUACGUCAAACGCGCCCCGAAAUCGCUUCUGGAACAGCUUCUUAUCGAAAUACCAUCAAACGAGAGCAUUGAAAAGAGAUCGCUAAGGACGAGAUCGCAGAAGCUUAACAGCCCCGAUAUCGUUAAAACACCGAAGAGCAGUCCGCACGGGGGGGUUGCGGGACCGAUGGCGUCGGCGGCGAACAAGGGAAGCGGCGGCGGUGAAGGUGGCAGCGGUGGCGGUGGCGGUGGUCUGGAAGAACAACAUCGCAGCAUAUCCCCUUACGCCAAAGCAAGUCCGAAGCUAGCCCUCGCGAAGGCAUCACCGAACGCCGCUACCGUCGUCACCGCUGCUGCCGCCGCCACUGUCACCGCCGUCGCCGCUGCCACCGGAGUCAGAAUCGGCAAGAGAAAAAGACAGGAGAGCGAGAGCUCGGUCGCCUCGAGCACCGCCGACGAUCCGCCGCAACCAAGGCCAGGUAAACGGAAAUGCUCGGAGAACGCUGCAGAACUUAUUAAGGCUUGCAUGGGCGUAGAGGAGAGCGGUCCUAUUAAGAAAAAACAAGUACCCGGAAAGGAUGAACAGUCAAAGAAGUCGUUCAGCAUAUUGGCCAAAGCCAAGAAAGGUCCAAUUUUAGUAGAGGUAGAAUCAUCGGACGAUGAACCACUGAUCGAGUUGGCCACGGGCAAGACGAGGAUUCGCAUCUCUGACGAUGCUUCCGUACAAUCUCCAAGAACGAAGGAAUCAAAGUUAAACUCGAGCUCUUCGAUGCCCGGUGGUCAAGUGAAUGCAGGCAAUAUGGGAAAUUUCAACGCAAUUAACAGAGGUCAAAGGGAGAGUAGAUUGUUAACUACGAAGCAACAGCCAGGGGGCAUUGUCGGUAACACCGUGACAAUGGGGAAAGAGAGACUACGUGGUACAUCAGUGUCGAGUAAUGAGUCCAUUGGGGAAGUAACGACACGAAGAUCUGUGAGACAGAGCGCGGCCUCGCCACUGGCUACUCCGGCAAGCAACACGAGAGGCGCGUCCAGGACAAUGGACGAUGUAAAUAGAAGAAAAACUCGCAGUGGUGCUGUGGGAACGUUGUUUUAGUGAGCGCUGAGACGGCUGAACAGGCGAAGCGGAGGCGAAUAUCCCGAGAAAACAAAUGACCCUUGGGAAGCGACCUUGACAGUGAUUAGCUAUCGUCGCUCGUUAAGGCCAAUCUGUCCGGUUGUUUGACUCUUAUUAACGACGAUUAUUCGAUCGCCGUGUGGCUGGACUCCACCUGGUGAUUCCUUCCGUACGUGUCAAUAGCGCACAACAAGGCUAUACUAGUCUCUGGAGUAUAAAACGAUGUGUACGUGUUUUGUAUGUGUGUGUGCUACGUGUGCGUGUCUCUUAUAAAAAAUUAUCAUUUCCAAUCGAUCAUUAUCAAGGAAAUGACGAUAAAACAGUUCUUUCCUAUUAAACGAAUCAAACAAUUUAUUAGCACAGCCCAUCUUCGGACAUUAGUUUCAAUAAUCUUCAAUUCUUUUCAUAAAAUAUCAUUUUUCGUAAUUAUUUCCGAAUAUUCUGUAUAAAGCAGUAGAAAAAUUUGCGUUUGAUAUCCUCUCUUGAAACACAAAUCAGCACGUGCACCACUUACAACAGAGAAAAUUAUUCGAAUUUGUACGAGACGAGAAAUUUUUCAUAAUAAUUUCGUAUAUCAUACUCGGUCGUUGGUAAAAAAUUAUUGUUUAUCUACACGUACACACGUUGGUGUUGAUAAACAAAGACAAAGCCGAGUUAAGAAGGACUCGCAGAUGGAAAGUAUGAAAAAAAAAAAAAAAAAAAAACGGAAACCAUGGCAAUAAUUUUGAAGAAAAAUCUAGCCAAAGAUGUUGGGGCGCGCUUUCGAGACUUGAAUCAAGAUAAUAAAAGAAAUUUUGAUGCGUACGUGCGUACACUUGUAAGUUUUACGGCUCUCGUAUGAUCUCUCUUUUUUUUUUGUACUUGUAUGGGAAACAAAAUUUGUAAAGUAGAGAGCUCACAGGUACGUUGCCUUCACUAUUUUAAACUGACCGUACUGCCGUAUAAAUAUCUUCUACCGAGUCCGACUCUACGUAUCUCGAUAAAAACGUUUAUCCACAGAUAUUGUGAAAGCUCGAACGACCACUCUACCGAAUGACUUUGUUAAAACAUAUUCGAUGCAUAUAUACACGCACAUACACGCGCGAGCGCGCGUGCACGCGAACAUAUAUGUGCUUGUAUAUAGUUUUGGACGUAUAUUCGUUAUUUUUAAUCUCUCCGAUCUUGAAAUUGUAUAAUUAUUCUGUAAAUAAGAACAGUGAAUCGUCUCUCAGCAUCGUUAAUCGAAUGACAUAAAAAAGUAAAGAGUAUCGAGUGCUGCAAAUGGUCGUGCUGCUGCGAUUUUUUCAAAGUAUAAUUGUUAAAAACGGAGGAAGUGAAGUGCGUUUAUUGUAAGAAGAAACUUUAACAUUGUCGUUGAAAUGUGUAAGACUCGGUCUAUCGGUCGAAAAGGGUCGUCGAUUCCACGCUACAAAAUAUUCAUAGCAAACAACCUGGGAUAUAGAGGUUUACAUUGGGAAAAAAUUUAUUUUAUUUAUAUACGAAAUAAAUGAGAAAGGUUGGAUCGAAUAAUGCAAAAAUAAGAAAAAAUAUGAUGAAACAUUAUAGGCGAAUAAUGAUUCUAAAAACGAGAAAAAAACCAUCACAACAACAACAACCACAACAACCACAACCACAACCACAACAACAACAAAACGACUAAUACAAUGUUAAUUUGAUAGGUAAUAUAUGGAUGGAUAUAUUUUGUAAAUAAUUUCUUGUAAAGAUAUCCAAGCACACCUCCCCACUGUAUAUAUAUACAGGAACUGUUUAAAUUUUUAUUAAAUUAGUGAUAAUUCAAAUUGUGCAACUUUACUGUCAUUAUGAUUAAGUAUUUUUUUUAUUCUUCAUAAUUGUCUAGUUAACGGAUGCAAGGAAAAACAAAAUACGCGUUAUCAUUCAUCUUCCCCUUGGCACAGUCGGAGACCCAGAAAUAUAAUGAAUAAAUAAUAUUAUGCUUAAGUACGUGAAGAAUAAAUAAUUAAUAGGAUAAAUUAAAUAAACAAAUGAAUAAUGAGAAAAAAAUUUUUGUACGAAUGCAUACUGCAUUGUUUCGAGAUCUACUCCAAUGUCAGAGAUAUCUAGUUUUUUAUAAAUAUUGUAUAAAUGUGAAUUAUACACUUGACGAUACGAAUUCCAUAGAGGGAAGGCGUCGGCCACAGCAGUACUCGCGAAUAGCCUUCGCCUCCUCUCUUCCCUUUCGUAAAUCCUGUACUUGCUGGGUAUUAUAAAAUAGUCUUGUGUAAUAAUAAUAUACACGUUCAUCUCUCUCUUCCCCCCCCCCCCCCCUUAUUCAUAAAUUAUUUCGAGGCUGCCAUCGUUAUCGUCGUUGCUACGCUGUCUGAAAAAAUGAUGAUAAACCCGAAAAACAGAAGAAAUAUCAAUAACCAUAACAAUACGAAAAGAAAAAAGAAAUAAUAAAAGAAACAACGGCCGGGCCUCUGAGUAAAAUUUUGAUAACUUGGGUGAAAGGAGCUUGAACAGAAAACACUAUACUCGGGGGCAUUCUUCAAACGCAUUCCGUUGUUCUGUCGUUACGCGUCCUUUUGUCAGGAUAACACGCGGAAAGUACCGAUGAUCGUGCUUUGAUCGCGAACACGCAAUGCCCAAUUCAGCCCAGUGAUUCAAAUUAGCCGAGUGUGCGCGUUGCUCUUGUUGCGAAAUAGUACACUCUUUGCGCCUUACUUACUACUCCUCUCUGAAACCCUUCAUUUUAUCGUUUCUCUGUAUCGCGGUUUAUUUUCUUCUAUUUUUCCAACCUUUGACCACGUCCUUUCCACCACGUCCUCACGUCUUUAUAAUAUCGUUCGAUAAUAAGAAAGAAGCAAUUUGAAGGAAAACAAAACCCAUCACUUUUCUCGUUGAUAGAGCGUUGAUUGAGAUGAUUUAUUAAGUACAUAUGAUGAUGUUGCUGGUUUUUGAGGGAAUAAGAAAAACACAAAUAAUUGUUUUAUCACUCGCCGAGUUUAUUGUACAUAGCGUGUAUACUUUACUCAGUCGGUCGGGAUAUAGGUAAAUAAAAUAAAUCAAGUGUAAAUACUACGAGAGAUGAAAGAGCGAGAGCGAGAGAGAGAGAGAGAGAGAGAGAGAGAGAGAAAGAGAAAUGUGUAAGGAAGUAGAUGUGCUGCGAGGAGAUAUAUCGAGUGAGAUUUUUCAUGGAUUGAUCGUGGCGUGUGUAAUAUGAAAUUUUGUAUUAGCUCCCUUCCUCCCUCCCCCCUCAACUUCCUCUUACCGAGUUGAUCGACUAUGUUGUGCAGAAAGCAGAUGAAGAAAGAAAAGAAAUAUAUGUAAUUUCGAUGUAAAAUAUUCCGUUUGACAUUGGUUAGGUAGUCUAAGUCUCAUUAUGUUAAAAAUUUAUGAAUAAACAUGAUAAUUAAA